AUGAAAAACUAUGCUCUCAACUCUUUCAGAUUCAUCAAUGCACCGUGGAGUGCGGCUGAUGGUGUGAAGAAAUACGGUAUGCAACAUUUCAAUUUGCUCAAAGUGCUCGGAAAAGGAAGUUUCGGAAAGGUUUUGCUGGUUGAGUUGAAAGGUAAAGGUGAAUAUUAUGCGAUGAAAUGUCUGAAGAAGGAUGUGAUAUUGGAAGAUGAUGACACUGAAUGUACAUUUAUCGAGAGACGAGUGCUGAUAUUGUCUUCACAAUGCCCAUUUCUAUGCCAAUUGUUUUGUUCGUUUCAGACCACUGAGUAUUUAUUCUUCGUAAUGGAGUAUUUGAACGGUGGCGACUUAAUGCAUCAUAUUCAAACUGUUAAGAAAUUUGAUGAGAAUCGAACACGAUUUUAUGCUUGUGAAAUCAUUGUCGCGUUGCAGUUUCUGCAUUCUCGAGAUAUUAUUUAUCGGGAUUUGAAACUGGAUAACAUUCUGUUGGAUACUGAAGGUCAUAUUCACCUGGCCGAUUUUGGUAUGUGCAAAACGGAAAUGAAUCGUGAAAACGGUAUGGCUUCUACAUUCUGCGGAACUCCUGACUAUAUCGCUCCUGAGAUCAUUAAAGGUCAACUCUAUAACGAAGCGGUUGAUUUUUGGUCAUUCGGUGUUUUGGUGAGUCAGUUACGCUUUUCAUGCUCACAUCUCAAUUCAUGUAUUCACUGUAAUCCACAAAUCAGAUGA
This is a messenger RNA of Anisakis simplex (herring worm), 726 nucleotides long. NCBI's taxonomy places the organism in Eukaryota, Metazoa, Nematoda, Chromadorea, Rhabditida, Anisakidae. The record is from the annotation of a GenBank genome assembly.